Molecule: messenger RNA, 2087 nt
Organism: Histoplasma capsulatum G186AR
Lineage: Eukaryota; Fungi; Ascomycota; Eurotiomycetes; Onygenales; Ajellomycetaceae
Product: SAM domain-containing protein
Exons: 3
Coding region: 1-1872 (623 amino acids)
Biological process (GO): nuclear-transcribed mRNA poly(A) tail shortening; regulation of mRNA stability
Cellular component (GO): P-body
Molecular function (GO): translation repressor activity; protein binding; mRNA binding
Source: RefSeq, a predicted model, not a curated record
AUGGCUAGCCACGUUAUUGGGAACAGAAACAGUACACCAGAAGCAUCAAAAUCUUCACUUCGACCCCCAUCUUCCCGCGCCCUUGGUGGUGGCUCUCAUCAGCUGCGUGCGUCCGCCGACAUGUCUUCCUUUGCCUCUCCUCUUUCUACUCGAAGCAUUCGGCCCUCCUCCGAAGUCUUUUAUAACCAACAAUCGCAACCUCAGAAUACUGAUGACAUCGACAAGGCUGCUCAGCAGUGGAUUGCAGAUAUUGAUCAGUAUGAGACAACUCUGGAGGAGAUGGCAGCUGCCACCUUGGACCAAGAUUUCAAAGAUGAGCUAAGUGCUAUUGAGCAGUGGUUUCGAGUUCUUAGUGAGGCUGAGAGAACCGCUGCUCUUUAUGCUCUUCUUCAACAAACGACUCAAGUACAGAUCCGCUUUUUUAUCCAGGUUCUUCAGCAAAUGUCAAAGAGCCAUCCAAUGUCUAGUGUUCUCUCUCCCGCCAAUUUCGGCGAAAAAGAUCCCAUGAACAGCCGUCUCACUGAUGCAAUGUCCAAAUUGAACGUUGAAGGUUCUCGCAAUUCUUUUGGUCGCCCGCCUCUUUCUCCUGGGAACAAACGUAACUCAGGGCUAGAUUCAUCCACAAUCAACGCCAUGUUCCCAGAUGCUGCUGCAGCUAUUGCGAAACAGAGGGCUGAGUUUACCCAACAGACUGGUGCUGCUCCUACUGCAACUCGAAAUAGUGCUGCGUUCGGGGAACGCUCUUCCUUGAUUGCACCAACAAUCUCUGCUCCAGAUAGCGGUAAAGAUAAUUUAUCCCAACCACCAUCAUCUCCUUGGGUCCAGCGUACCCCUGAGCCUCAGCCACCUAUCGCGCGGCCUAAAUCAUCAUCUGGACAACAGCAGCCACCAAUGGGUCAAUUCGUUCAGCCACCUCAAUCAGCAGGACUUCGAUCUCCGCGACCUCUGCCUCAAGGAUCAUCUAACAUCCAGAACACCAUCGUGACGGCGCCAGAUCUCUCAACAGAACCGCCAUUAUUUUCUCCUUAUAAUGUUGGCAACGCUAGCUGGGCAUCAAUGGCAAACACCCCAAGCGUGGCAACCUUUAGUCAACAACAGAAUGCCCCAUCGCAAGCAGAUAUGGUUGCCAAUGCGACAGCUAUGAAGCUGGCUGCCUUGUCCACCGUAAAUAACCGGAUUGCAUUGGACGAUGCACGGAAGUAUCGCCGUGCUCGGUCUAAUGAUGGACAGGGAAAAAACUUGAACAUUAACCAACAACCGCUCUCCCCUGGAAUCCCUAAAAACAACCUUCCGGCAACGAAUUUGAUCAUGGUUAAUGAUGUCGGCCAAAUAUUGAAUGCCCAGCAAAUUGCUGCUUUGCAAGCCCAGCAACAGGCUGCCAUGAGUGGUCGCCGAUCCCGCCCCAAUUCCCCAGGAAUUGCGAUGCAGGGAGGCGGCAUGGGGCACAUGAAUUUCGCCUCCCCCCAGAACAACGGAUUUCUGGCUGCGUACGAUACGAAUGCGUUGUUAAAUAAUGGGUUUGGUGGGCUCAAUGUGGCCCAAUUUAGUGGUAAUCACGAGGGUUAUCUCUCUGACCAUUCCGAGAUUGCACGCGGCCGGUCUCCACGUGGAAGACGAGGCAGCUCAAAGCCGCCAGAGGAUCCAACUGAUCCUCAUCUCCUUCAGGAUAUUCCCAGCUGGCUCAGGUCCCUUCGACUUCACAAGUAUACAGAAAACCUCAAAGAUCUCAAGUGGACCGAGUUGAUCGAAUUAAAUGAUAAAGGACUAGAGGAACGUGGAGUUAAUGCUCUUGGAGCGAGAAACAAAAUGCUUAAGGUAUUCGAACAAGUCAAAGAAGCAAGGGCAGAGGGCAAACUCAAUGCUGCUCUUUGAUUUUCAUGUCCUUGUCAUCAUUUCCCAUGCGGACUGGUGAAUCCAGAAUCGAGGGCACGGAAACGUAUCCCAAAAUAUAUUUAUUUUUGAACUGCGAUUCUUAAUGCACGAGACGGCUUUUUUUUCUUUGACAUGAGGUAAAAGAAGGCUAUUUUAUGUUACCACAGAGCAGUCAUACUGCUAGGAUAGUUUGAUCUCAUUUCAGUUUCACACCC